Acomys russatus (golden spiny mouse) is the source of this 642-nucleotide messenger RNA. RefSeq lists its product as uncharacterized. The record is from RefSeq and is a predicted model, not a curated record. Lineage: Eukaryota; Metazoa; Chordata; Mammalia; Rodentia; Muridae. The transcript is spliced from 6 exons. Bases 1 to 642 code for a protein of 213 amino acids.
AUGCUGCAAGGAGGCCAGGAGCACAGAGACACCAUGGUGACCAUGCAGCUGCUCUUGCUGACUGUGGUUCUGACCCUGCCCUCUGUGGAGGAAGUAACCCUCAGGAAUCCUCAAUAUGUUGCCACUGUUGACAUGCUUCUAGGAAAAUGGUUCAUAACCCGUUGGGCAGGAAACAUGCCUAUCCCUGCAAAGAAGAAGUUAAGCCCGUUGCCUCCCUUCAUCUUCGCCAAAAACAUCCUUGGCAAAUUGGAGUUUAGGAUGAACAUCUCAAAACCCAUCGGAUGUGUUGAGUUCAAGAUAUAUCUGGACGAUGUGAAAUACAAACCCAGUCACUUCUACAUCUGGCCAAACCACAAUAUUUUAAUUUAUUUCCUUGGCGGGGCAGACGCUGCUAUUGCUAUCCAUGUGAGCACAAUCAACAGGCAAUUGUAUCGGAUGACAAUGCUCAUGGGGCGCAUGAUGGCUCCAAGACGAACAGUGCUAUUGGAUUUUGAAGAUCUUGUGGAGAACCUAGGGCUGAACAGAACAGACAUCAUCAACCCUAGAUGUGAUGAUUCCUGUGAGUUGUCCAGAGGAACUUUACGCAUGGAAGAGGUGCCACAGAGUCUGCACAGGAACUUUGCUCUGACACCUUUGAACUAA